GACCUGACCCCCAGUAGCCGACGCCGUCAAUCUCGCCGUCACAUGCCCAACCCAUCCUCGUUCCUCCCCUCCUAUAAAACAACGCAACCGACGAGGGAGAGAAGCUAUCGCAGAAGAGCCAGCCCAUCGAUCAAUCGGCCCCGCCGCCUGACGACAUCCGACAAGCGAUGGAAGCCACCUCCCCCCGCCUGACCCGCUCCGCCUCCCUCUCCGCCAACCGCCUCCCUCGCUCCCGCACCGCCAGGUUCCCGCCGUCCCCGCACCUCUGCCCGCUCUCCUCCGCCGCCGCCGCGUCGCCGCGCGCGCUCCUCCCGCUCCGCCGCGCCAGGUCCGACGCCGACCUCGCCUCCUUCGCGAGAUCCGCCGUCCUCCUCCGCCACCACACCCCGAUCCCGGCCAUCCUCGAGGCCAACGACGAGGAAGGGUACGACAGUAAGGCGCCGGCGGGCCUCGACCGCCUCCUCGACGGCGCCGGCGCCGGCGGGGACGGCAACAGCCCCGGCGACGGCAGCGGGGGCCGUGGAGGAAGCGGCGGGCAGGGCAGCGGCUGCGACAUGGGCGAGUACUACCGCCGCGUGCUGCUGCUGGACCCCGAGAACCCGCUGCUCCUGCGCAACUACGGCAAGUACCUGCACGAGGUGGAGGGCGACCUCGCCGGCGCCGAGGGGUGCUACGCGCGCGCGCUGCUGGCGUGCCCCGGCGACGCGGACCUGCUCAGCCUCUACGGCCGCGUCAUCUGGGAAGCGAACCAGGAGAAGGACCGCGCCGAGGCGUACUUCGAGCGCGCCGUGCAGGCCGCGCCGGAUGACUGCUACGUGCUGGGAUCGUACGCCAGCUUCCUGUGGGACGCCGAAGAAGACGACGAGGAGGCGGCGCCGGCGGCCACCACCGAAAUAAGCACGGUGGUUGCGGCGUCGUGCGACUCCCCGGCGCUGGUGCCCGCGUGCUGAUCGGAUGGAUCCGCGUGCGGCGGGACUGGGUGUUUACCUGCUUACCGAUCUACUACUGUUUUGUACUGUACUGUACAUAGGAGGACGGCGGACCGGAUCCAGUGCAGAGAUGCUUCCAUAUCGACGGCGACGUCAAAUGAGACGAUGGUGGCGGCGAAACGGCAGCUCCCCGGAGAUGCACAUCGCCUCAUCAGUCAGGCCGUCGGCGAGGCUGCGACGAGGGCUCCAUUUUCUCUUUAAUUAUUAGUAUUGACAUAGUAUGUAUAGAGCGACCUUGUACUAAUUACUACCUAGCUUGAUGAUGAAUAACAGAACUUACAGAUCUAGCUAGCAGAAGUCACUGUACCAUUUCAGCUCUUGAUCUCAUGCUUCCUGCUGCUUCGAUCGAACUGAGGAGCUUCCUCGAUGAAUCAUACUGUAUACUACAACUGCAUGAUGUAUGUUGAAGCGUGCUUUGUAGCCUGAUUACCGU
Molecule: messenger RNA, 1422 nt
Organism: Setaria italica (foxtail millet)
Lineage: Eukaryota; Viridiplantae; Streptophyta; Magnoliopsida; Poales; Poaceae
Exons: 2
Coding region: 168-950 (260 amino acids)
Molecular function (GO): protein binding
Source: RefSeq, a predicted model, not a curated record